Monoraphidium neglectum is the source of this 219-nucleotide messenger RNA. Its product is annotated as 40S ribosomal protein S18. The transcript is spliced from 2 exons. Gene Ontology annotation, cellular component: small ribosomal subunit; ribosome; cytosol. Gene Ontology annotation, molecular function: RNA binding; structural constituent of ribosome. The record is from RefSeq and is a predicted model, not a curated record. Lineage: Eukaryota; Viridiplantae; Chlorophyta; Chlorophyceae; Sphaeropleales; Selenastraceae. Gene Ontology annotation, biological process: translation. The coding region runs from base 1 to 219 and encodes 72 amino acids.
AUGAUUCGGAGCACUCCUAAAACCCACAGCCGCCGGGCACGCUGGCUGGUUCGAUCCCUCGUGAGCGGCGAUGAGUUUCAGCACAUCCUGCGUGUGCUGAACACCAACGUGGACGGCAAGCAGAAGGUCAUGUACGCCAUGACCGCCAUCCGCGGCCUCGGCCGGCGCUUCUCCAACCUGGUCUGCAAGAAGGCCGAGGUGGACAUGAAGAAGAGGUGA